AUGACGCCCCGAGUCAUCAAUGCUGCUCCAUCCCUGGAGAAAGCUGAGAUUCAUGGCAUAGACGACCAGAGGCCUAUGUCCUCCAAGAUCAUGGGCAUGCUGGGCCGCAUCUUCAUCGAGACCAUCCCGCAAUGGCUUACCGUCGGGGCCAUGCUGCUCCUGAUCUUCGGGGGAUGCUGCUCCAAUGUCUUUGCCCUCGAAGCUAUCAUCCAGGUCGAGCCCGCCAGCGGUACUCUUCUGACCUUUGUCCAGUUCCUCUUCGUUGCCGUCACGGGCUACGUCUCCCAGUUCGACAACACUCGGCCGCCCCUCUUCAUCCGGCCGAACAAGGUUCCCUUGAAGCGCUGGCUGAUCAACAUUGUGUUGUUUUUCAGCAUCAACACGCUGAACAACCAUGCCUUCAGCUACGACAUCUCCGUACCGGUGCAUAUCAUCCUCAGGUCUGGAGGCAGUAUCACGACUAUGAUUGCUGGGAGCAUCUGGGGCAAGAGAUAUUCUCGCAUACAGCUCACGGCUGUGGUGUUGCUGACCAUUGGCGUCAUCAUCGCCGCCUGGUCUGAUGCGCAGACUAAGGGCACAGCGGAAGCAAAGGCCGGAAGUGCCGCGAGCUUCAAUAUCGGCCUCGCCAUCCUUCUUUUCGCCCAGAUCCUCUCCGCGAUCAUGGGUCUAUAUACCGAGGAGACGUACCGAAAAUACGGGCCUCAUUGGAAGGAAAACCUUUUCUACUCGCAUCUUUUAUCUCUGCCGCUUUUCAUUCCAUUCAUGCCAUCCAUGUGGAGACAAUGGAACAAGCUGGCGAGCAGCCCGCCUCUGCCUCUCCCGAUUGCCGACUUGUUCGGCCUCGAAAAACUCCCGGCCGAUAUCCAACAAGGCAUUGACAAGAUUCACAUUCCGAGCCAGAUCUUCUAUCUGGUCAUGAAUGUUUUGACGCAGUAUGCGUGCAUUCGGGGCGUCAAUUUACUUGCGGCAGCGUCGUCGGCCCUGACUGUCACGAUUGUCUUGAACAUUCGCAAACUUGUGAGCCUCCUGCUCAGCAUCUGGCUGUUUGGGAACCAACUGGCCACGGGCACCCUCCUCGGUGCUUGUAUAGUGUUCUUCGCAGGGGGCCUGUAUUCUCUCGAUCCUGGCAAGAAGACCAAGCCACAGCCUGUCAGGCUCACAAAGGUUGGUUGA
Molecule: messenger RNA, 1173 nt
Organism: Cryphonectria parasitica EP155
Lineage: Eukaryota; Fungi; Ascomycota; Sordariomycetes; Diaporthales; Cryphonectriaceae
Product: UAA transporter
Exons: 3
Coding region: 1-1173 (390 amino acids)
Biological process (GO): transmembrane transport
Cellular component (GO): Golgi membrane; endoplasmic reticulum membrane
Molecular function (GO): UDP-N-acetylglucosamine transmembrane transporter activity
Source: RefSeq, a predicted model, not a curated record